GGUCCUAAAAAAUUAGCCAUAAAGACGAAAUCUCCAGAUCUCUAAAAAUAAAAAAAAUAAAUCAAAAAUAAAAAAACCCUAAAAAUUCAAAUAAAAAAUCAACCUUUUUAGGGUUUCUUGACCCGAUCUUCAAUGUUCGAAAUCUGGUUUUGAUUGCAAUUGUGAUCUUUUUAAAAAUCAAAAUCAAGAAUUUUAGGUUUUUUUUUUUUGAAUUUUUUGUUAGGGUUUGUCUGAAUAAUGAACGACCAGCCACCGGCGACGAUCAUGAACCAGCAGCCACCGCAAUUGAUGAGUCAGGCACCGCCUAUUCCGGUCAUGAAUCCGGUACAACCUACUCCUCCGCCGAUUUCUAUUCAGUCACAGAUGUUGAGUCACAGUCAAGCCAUGAAUCAACCACAGCCGUUGAUGAUGAUGAACCAGAGACCGUACAAGAAGUUUCAAAAUCAGCAGCAGAAUCCGUUGAAGUUCAAUAACAAUUUUGUCCCUUCGAAGCCUCGAAGCAGCAGCAACAACAACAACUGGAAGGGUAAAAAUGUCAACAACAACAAAAGAAUGGAGAAUUCCAAUAAUAACCCUGCCUUAUCCGGUGGUGGAGGGUAUAAGCCGCCGAGCUUGAAUGAUUUGCAAACACAAAACAGAAUGAAAGCGCGGAAAUAUUAUCAUCCAAAGAAGAAAUUUAAUAACCGUUUUGCGCCUUAUGCGCCGAGGAAUACGACGUCGUUUAUUAUCCGUGCGAAAAAGUCUGGUGGGAUCGCGUCGUUGGUUUCGCCGUGUCCGGUGACUCCGGCGGUGUUGCCGACUCCGAUAUUUUCGCCGUCGAGGGAGGUGUUGGGGGAUAUGGCGAAGGAGGAGUGGGGUGUUGAUGGGUAUGGAUCGAUGAAGGGGUUGAUUAGGUUGAGAUCGCCGGGGAACGAAGCCAAUGAGGAUGAGGAAGAUGAAGAGGGAAAUGGAUCGAGUGAGAGUGAUGUAGAGGAGCAUGUGGAAGUGGAGAGGAGAUUGGAUCAUGAUUUGAGUAGGUUUGAGAUGAUUUAUCCGAGCGGCGGAGGAGGGGAGUAUAGUUAUAAUAAUGUUUUGGAGAAUAGGGUUGAUGAUCAGGACACCCACAUAGCGCAAUUGGAAGAGGAGAAUUUGACUUUGAAAGAAAGAUUGUUUUUGAUGGAGAGGGAGUUGGGGGAUUUGAGGAGGAGGUUGCAGUUUUUAGAGAGGCAGCAGCAUCAUCAUCAUGGGCAGAGCAGUAGUGCUAUGGUUGUGGAGGAUGUCAAUGAGGAGGUUGUGGAGAAUGUUUCGGAGAAUGAGAGUGAUGGAGUAUCUGAUAUUGGUGGGAAUACCGGAGGCGACGGUAACGAGGAGGUGAUGGAGUAUGUAGGUGGAAAUGGAGAGAGAAGGAAUGUUAGAGAUGGUGGUAAGGAGGAGAGCAAUGAUGUUUGUAUGGAAGAGAAUGUACCUGAUGAUCACGUUAUUGUGAAGCAUAAGGUUAAGGAUGAGAAGGCAACUAGUGGAUAUGUAGGAGAUGAUGAAGUUGUAGGAAAUGACGCAGUGAUUAUUAAGGAAAAUGAAGUUAAGGGUGGAGAAAGAGGAGACUGGUUUGUACCUACUGAUGCGGAAACGGGGAAGGAUGAUGGAGCAAAGGAUGAAGAAAGGGGAAUUGAAGUUUUACUAGACAGGCUGGUUGCAAAGGAGGAGGAGGAGCCUGUCCAAGGGUGAUUAUGAUAUUGGUGACAACAGGAUUGUGCUAGACAAUUGUUUCAAAGAAGGAAGUCCAUUGAUGAACAAUUGAACUUAGAGAAGAGCAUUGGCGGUGGUGACUAAUCCUUUGUCCCGCGUUAAUGAGAUCUGAAACUUGUGAGCCUGAAGAGUUCACCCUCCAAAAUCCCAGAUUGAUAUGACAUUUAGCUAUAAAAAUUAUACAUGAUUGAGUGAUUUCCGUGACUUGAUAGUGGAUGCUAGUUUUAUCUCCUUACGAUUCCAGACAUGAAUAGAAGUAGAAUACCAGCUGUUGGAGAUUUCAAUAAGACUUCCCUAUCUGAGAGUACCUGAUUAACACUUUACAAUUUGAGAAUGCUGGCAGAUUUCGUUGCAGGGUUGCUCUUGGAACUUUGCUUAUCAGUGCUAAACUUUUACCUGUGAUGCCUACAACUAUUGCUGCUAAUUGUGGUCCGGUAACUGUUGGAGUGACAACCAGUGGCCAAAAUUGGAAAGUAAAUGGUCUCUAAAAUGCUCUGUCUCUUGGUAUUUCUGUUACAGGAUUGUUCAGAGAGGGCUGUAGUGCAACAUGUUGCAUGAGAACAUAAAGUAUCUCACCAUAUCACCAUAUGCGGUUAAUGCAGGUGUGUGAAGUAGCAUGCUGAUGUUGCUUUCACACAAGUGAUUGUGCUGGUGGAUGAUGCAGAAAAUCGUGGACUUGAUGAUGCUAAUGAGCUUGACAGUAAGUUUUGACUUGCAAAUGAGGUGGGUUGGAAUCUGGUGCAUUUGUGGGUGAUUUUUGUCUAUAAGUUCAUUAUCUCUUCAUAUUGCAUUUGAAUAUUGUAUUGAAAGAAUGGGACGAUGACCUUGGAUGAAUCUUUUCCCAAACUGUCAGUUGUUAGAAUGAGUUUCAAAAUUUGUUAUAUUACUUGAUUGACUAGGUUUGUUUCCUUUUGAAUUUAAAGAAUGCGAAACGCACCUAGUGACAUUUUAACAUAUUCUGGCCUGAUUAUAUUUAUUUUUUUGGGACUUUUUGUGGAGGUAAAUAAUUUGACUCUCUAACUGGCCACACAGACCAGCUACCAAUCCACCCAACAGUGGAUUGAUUGCCUGAUCAGACCGAGUCAUGGCUUAUGCAUGUCUAUCUUUCAGUUGCAUAACUUGGUCUUUUGUCUGUCAACGAGGAUGAUUCCAAUCAUUGGUGCAAGUGAGAACAUUCUUGAGCUGAAACUGAUUCAUCCCCAUGGGAUUUUAAAGAGGGGGGUGAGUAGGGGACAUGGUGCUCAGCCAAGGAAGCAGAGUGAUUGAUGGUAUCAGUCACUCUGCAGCAGCAGCAGCAUCCUAUGCAGCGGCCAAUUUGCAAUAAGCCUUUGUCCGGCGAAUGCUGUUAUUGACCUGAACACGGAAUGCUACCGAGGAUAUGAUUUCAGUGAUACGUCGAUCAGCAUCCAGGAGAUGAGGUUUAUGAGAACAUGACACUUUGGUCUCUCUCCAUCUUCCUUAUCCCGUGUUCCUGCAUUCUCCCGCCCGACAUGAAGCUAUGCCAACCAUUGUUUGUCUGCCGCAUUAGGUUUAUUAUUGAUGCAAUUCCAUUAGUUGAAUCUCGACAGAAUUCGUUCUCAUGGUUCAUGGUAAUACUUGCACGUGUUUGUAAUCUAGUCAUGAAUUGAGUGAGCAUCAUUCAAAUUACAGGACUAACACUUGUUUCCUGUGUGGUUGACCCCUGAAAGGCAGCCUCCAAGAUGGAUGUUUGUGGUGGUGGGAUUAGCCUUGCUAAAUGCUUUAAGCUCAUCUCAAUUUGUCCUCUAAUUUGGAUAUGAAUUUAUGUGGGUGACGUUGAAACCGGGUCGAUGUCAACUGGCCAUGUGGUUCUUGCACAUCCUUAAAUGGUUAAUGGUGAUGUCCGAGUGGAAGUCCUCCACUGGUGAUGCUGACCAUGAUCUCCACCCGUGUUAAAGAUUGCUGCUGAGGAUAAGGCAAUGUGUCACGCAUGCAACAAUGCCUUCAGGGUAUGGGUUUUGCCGUCAGCUCACGCGUUGCCUUCCUUGUUGUCAUUUGUAUUUACGUUUACUUUUUGACAGACGAAUUUUCCAAAGUGGAAUAGAAACCUAUUAUUUAUUCCUUCCUUC
This is a messenger RNA of Populus euphratica (Euphrates poplar), 3812 nucleotides long. RefSeq lists its product as uncharacterized. The coding region runs from base 238 to 1704 and encodes 488 amino acids. NCBI's taxonomy places the organism in Eukaryota, Viridiplantae, Streptophyta, Magnoliopsida, Malpighiales, Salicaceae. The transcript is spliced from 4 exons. The record is from RefSeq and is a predicted model, not a curated record.